AUGACAGCUGAAUCGUCUUUGAAGCAAGAAGCGACCAAACCACAAUACUCGCUGACUCUGCUCAACAUUGUCAACUCCACCAGUCUUCCGCCCAACACUCGUCUCGCGGCAGCUCUUGCGUUCAAGAAUUUUAUCCGUACAAAUUAUGUGGACGAGGAGGGAAACUACAAGCUCCCGCAGGACGAAGUAAACACAAUUAAAGAACAGCUCAUCGGACUUAUGAUCAGUUCUCCACCCAAUGUCCAGACACAAUUAGGCGAAGCUAUCAGCGUCAUUGCCGAUUCGGAUUUCUGGCGAAGAUGGGACACACUCACUCAGCAACUCGUUAGCCGAUUUUCGACGACCGAUCCCAAGGUGAACAUUGGUGUUCUCGAAGUUGCACACUCCAUUUUCGCUAGGUGGAAGCCGCUUUUCCGCACGGACGAACUGUAUAUGGAAAUCAACCACGUUAUCGAGACAUUCGGACAACCCUUCGUCCAGCUGCUCGUCGCCACUGACGGGAAGAUCACCGAAAAUGCCAACAAGAAGGAUGAGCUGAAAGGUUGGUUUGAGACACUCGACCUCCAGAUCAAGAUUAUCUACGACAUGUCCUGUCAUGAUCUGCCUCCCAUUUUCGACGAGAAUCUUGCCAGCAUAUCCGAGCUGCUCCACAAGUACUUGACAUACACGAGCCCCCUACUGGAGACUGACGACGAAACGGAAACAAGCAUUGUUGAUACGACCAAGGCUGAUAUCUGCGAGCUUCUCGAGCUCCUCACCAUUAAAUUCGACGAAGAUUUCUCCAAGUAUUGCCAGCCUUUUAUCACAAAUGUCUGGAAUCUGCUAUCUGCAAUUGGCCCGGAGACCAAAUACGACGGACUUGUGAGCAAGGCUCUGCACUUCUUGACUGCCGUGGCCUCUACAAAGGAGCAUGCCGGCCUUUUCAACGACGAGGCUGUUUUGACCCAGAUCGUGGAGAAGGUCAUCUUGCCUAAUGUGGCAUUGCGAGAAACCGAUGUGGAGAUGUUCGAGGAUGAGCCCAUCGAGUUUAUUCGCCGGGAUUUGGAGGGUUCUGAUACAGACUCGAGGCGCAGGUCUGCUACAGAUUUCCUCCGAAAGCUUCAGGAGAAAUUCGAAGGCCCCGUCACAGGUGUUGUGUCAAAGUACAUUAACCACUACCUGUCCCAGGGUAAGACUGAUUGGAAAGCCAAGGAUACCGCCGUCUACCUUUUCCUGUCUAUUGCAGCCAAGGGUGCUGUGACGGCCGCCCAAGGUGUCAAGACGGUGAAUCCUCUUGUAAACGUUGUCGACUUUUUUGAACAGCAUAUCGCCUCUGAUUUGGUGGCUAAUGAUGGAGUCCACCCGAUUUCCAAGGUUGACGGCAUCAAAUUCCUCUAUACCUUCCGCAGCCAACUGUCCAAAGAGCAGUGGAAACAGGCUCUUGGGCCUCUGAUUCAGAACCUCAAUUCGGACAAUUACGUUGUGUAUAGCUACGCUGCUAUUGCCGUAGAACGUGUCCUCUUCCUCACAGAUGACUCGGGCAAUUCCGUCUUCCCUCGAGCUGACAUUGAGCCUUUCGCUAAGGAUCUUCUCGCUCACCUAUUCAAAUUGAUCGAGAAGGAUACGAGUCCGGCUAAGCUCCAGGAGAACGAAUUCUUGAUGCGUUGCGUGAUGAGAAUCCUAAUCGUCAUCAAGGACGGUGCCACUGCCCAACUCGAUACUGUUUUAACCCAUCUCAUCCUGAUCACAAACGUUAUGAAGGCCAAUCCUAGCAACCCCAGAUUUUAUUACUAUCACUUUGAAGCUAUUGGAGCUCUUGUUCGGUAUUGCUCAUCAACGAGCGCAGCCCUUUUCAACCAGAAAUUAUGGGAGCCAUUCCACAAUAUCCUCAUCGAGGACGUCACAGAAUUUAUGCAAUACAUCUUCCAAAUUCUUGCACAGCUGCUUGAAUCCAGCCCCCCUGAAACUAUUUCUGACAAUUACAAGUCAUUAUUGGCUCCACUCCUCAACCCAUCAUUAUGGGAGACCAGAGGCAACGUUCCUGCCUGCACCCGAUUAUUGUCCGCCUUGAUUCCUAGGAUCGAGAAGACAAUUGUCGCAGAAAACCAAUUGGAGCCCAUCCUUGGCAUCUUCCAGAAACUCCUUAGUGGGAAGAAGUCUGAGCUAUACGCCUUCGACAUCCUAGACGCCAUUGUCAAAUCCAUUGAGCCGGGCGUGGUGGAAAAAUACUUCGGCACCAUCCUCCAAUUAACCUACACGAAGCUGCAAGGAAACGUGGCCGAUUCGUUGAAACUUAGGUUCGCCCGAUUCUUUCAUCUCGUCGCAGCGAGGCUAGAGGCUGGUUAUGGCGCAGACUACUUCAUUAAACAGUCGAACCAGGUCGAUGAGAGGGCGUUCGCACAAGUGUACCCCCCGUUCGUGUUAAGCGAGACGGAGAAGCUGGCGCGGCCUGUCGACCGUAAGCUUGCUGUCGUAUCCCUCACCAAGACUCUUUGCGACUCCCAGGUCUUCGCAGAGAAGUUCGUCAAGGGUUGGGGCAACAGCUGCCGUAUCCUGCUCUCUCUUCUUGCCAACCCCCCUACUGUGGGUGCCGGAGCAGGAGACGAGAUUAUUACCGAGGCAGACGUAGAUGACAUCGGCUUCGGGAUGUCAUUCACAGCCCUCAACACUUGCAAACCUCUUGCGCGGGAUGACUUCCCUGAGGUUGCCAAUGUCACAACCUGGGUCAAGGAGUAUAUGGUAGCUGCCAACCAGCGACACAACGGCGCCAUCGCCAACUUCAUUGGACAGAGGCUGCAGCCCGAGGAACAGCAGGUCAUCGCCCAGUACAUCAGCUAA
Clonostachys byssicola is the source of this 2817-nucleotide messenger RNA. The record is from the annotation of a GenBank genome assembly. NCBI's taxonomy places the organism in Eukaryota, Fungi, Ascomycota, Sordariomycetes, Hypocreales, Bionectriaceae.